AUGGAUGAAGCCGAUAAAGCUCUAAGUAAAGAGAGUCAAGAAUUGGCGGCUCGAACGGCUCUGCAAGGAGAUUUCUCGUCUCAAGAAGGAUGGGUUAGCCCAGAUCGACCGCCAUUGUGGGUGGAUGAGAGGGAAAAACUCACGAUCACGCGGACUUUCCAGCCCCUGCAGUAUUGCGUUAGAGGAAGGACCAAAGUACUGGCCAUCAUCACGUCUCCUAUCCUUCAAAAUUCCUUGUCCAUGAGUGGUUGGAAGGACGACCACCCGCACUUGCCCAACAUCCAAAAUAGUAUCUGGACUGCAAAGGUUUGUAACAUCGCCGCCGAGAUGGGGAUACCGCUCCCAAAGCAUAGUUUGGAUCCGGCAUCUACGGGCAAAUCGAAAGGAAUGUUCUAUGCUUCCCAUGCCGAGGCAAAAUUGAUGGCGCUUUAUCUCGACUAUCGCAGUAACCACGCCGAGGCUCUCCAGUAUCUAGCGUCCAUAUCACGUUGGAACCCUGGAACACUCGACAUCGAUGUGUCCAAGGAACCCUGCCGGUCUUGCCGCGAAAUCGCCAGAAAAAUUUACGAAAAGCAUGAUGUGAAGGUCAAUUUCACGUUUCAAGGUCGCCUUGACUAUCCGCGUUGCAAGAACUACUAUUGCGACAAACAAUUACUGGAUGGAUCACGAAUUUUUUGUUGCAUCUGUCGAACGCAAAUCGAAUCUCUACCGAUGACGGCCGUGUACCUUCCCCAGAUGGAUGCGAAGCAGUUUCGGGACUUCCUCCGAGGAGAAGCUAAGUCUAUGGUUCCCUUCGUCGAGCAAGGAGAAGCGAUGUAUGAUAUCUUUCAAGCUGUCACUGAGGCCCCUAGUCUUGGUCUACAUCUCUACCACGAGAACGAGGUUUCCGAGAUAGGAUUGACGGUAAUAGUGCCGAAUGCUGACACAGAUACUUUCAAAAAGGCAGUUGAAGACCGUCUGAAAGGCUUUGGUGGCACACACGAAGCUUCAUGGCUUGAGGAUUUGAAGGACUGCGCUCGCAUGGCCAUGACCAAGUUAUUUGGCUUCCUGGCAGACAAUGACGAAUACCUUCCUGGCUCGUCUAUCGGCCAUGGAUACAUUGGAGGAAAGACACAGCCGUUUCCAUCCCAGAAAGCGGCAAGACGUCGUGAGGAGGACGCUUCGACAUUCGACGAUGUUGUGCGCGACCUUGGCCUGCUCCUCAUCAAUGAUAGGGACCAAUUAAGAUCGAGGAGGUAUUUUCGCGCAGAUAAUGAGACGGACUCUAGUGACGAUAUUAAUUGUUGUUUCGAAGAUGAAAAUGGGUGGGAUGACACCGAUGACGAGGUCGAAGCGGCUAACGCGGCGGAUGAUGGAAUCAAAAUGAUUGAGAACGACUGGUGCCACUGA
Molecule: messenger RNA, 1389 nt
Organism: Cladophialophora bantiana CBS 173.52
Lineage: Eukaryota; Fungi; Ascomycota; Eurotiomycetes; Chaetothyriales; Herpotrichiellaceae
Exons: 2
Coding region: 1-1389 (462 amino acids)
Source: RefSeq, a predicted model, not a curated record